AUGUGGGCCUCAAUUUCGACGCUUCGCUGCUUGGUCGUGCUUCAGGCAUUUAUGCUUCUAGCCACUGUCGCGUUUGGCAAGUGUUUUGAUGUUCGGACGAUGCUUAUCUUCAUUACUUAGCUUAUUAUAUGACGCUUGAGGAAACAUAAAAACGCAUUUUGCAUCUAACGAAUUGUCCGCAGUACUUUACGUUAAACACACAUGAAAAGUAGAAAUAAUAUAGCUAUUUUUAUAAUGAACUUAAGCGUGUGGUUUAAUCCUCCCUGCUUUUAGAAUACAUUGGCAAAUCACCAGCUUAUGAACUGUGCAAACAGCAAAAUAGGGAAUGCGAACUUGUGGAGUACAGAGCUGAAGAUGAAACCAAGGGCGCCGGCUGUCGUGCGGCGUGUGCAAGACAACGAGGUUUGCCCUAAAUAGUUGUACUUACCCCUACCAUAUGCUAAUUCGACCUGACUAAUUAGAGGUUUGAGCGCAAUCUGAUUGUUGGCUAGAGUUUGUAGUACAAGUAACCAAUUACCCGUUGCUUUUAGGAGACCUUAAUGAGAAAAUGACAGUGCACUUCUGCGAAGAAUACAAUAAGCCUUGCAAGCCGUACGAAGUUUACGGAAGAAGUGGAUAUGCAGAAAACUUUGAAAGGCACGCCAUGUGCGUCAAACUGUGCCACUUUGUUGCGAAAGGUAAACUACACUAUCCGCCAGUCUUUCGUGUGAUCUUAUCCAACUGACUAUUCUAGACAUUUUUAGCACUGCUGAAAAUGUUCUGCAAAAUCCUUUAUUCAUUACAAAUUUGGGCAGUCGGAACUCACACGCAAAUGAUUGUUAAUUUUUGAUUUUUAGUGGAGCACAGCUCAGAAGACACCUUCGAAAUGUGUUCGCAAACCAUGGACCCAUGCCUUGACAUAAAACGCAUAAAUGGCACCUUCAAUGCCUUUAAUAAAUGCGCAUUCAAAUGCGACGGCUGGACCAGACGUGAGUUAAUACUAAUGAGCUAGUAUUAUAACUUAUGCCCAUGGGCUUGUUGUUGUAACAGACCGUUUUUUCUCCUCAAGUGGAAAACAGCUUGGAAGACACAGCGUCUUUCUGUCCCAAUGAAGGCUUCUGUACGGAUGCCAAGUUUUUCAGCAAUCCAAAAGCAGGAAAUGCCUUCGCCGGUCUAAAGACAUGCUUCACAAAUUGCAUGUCAGGUUAGACUAGAUAUUCCGAUUUCAAAAGCAGAACACAUUCUGAGUCUGUGCUAUUAAAUUAAACGCUCUAUAGCAUUGGGUAGUGGCCUCACCGAAAUGACAAAUAUUAUGUUUAUAGAAGCCUUCAGCAGCAAUCAGACUUGAGGCUUCCUAUUGAUUUACUUCCAUGAUACCCGUUUUACGUAUACUUUCGAAGAGAACAAACAUAUCGUUAGGUUUUCAAGGUAUUGAUCUCUUCAGAAACUAGACUUUGCAAGUUAACCCUUAUUUAAACCGGCUACCGAUGCGUUUAUAAACUUGCAACUGGCAGGCCGUUAUAACGUGUCUUAAAACGCAAUUGCGUGCUAUUAAGUAUGAUAUACGUUCUAUUUUGAUUGAGUGCGGGAUGAUUAUAUAUGUUAUGUCGUUAAAAGGCCUGAAUUGGAUGGUUUAUCCAGGAAAUAGCUAACGCAAUCUAUGUUCUUUAUUUUAGCAUAA
Molecule: messenger RNA, 1660 nt
Organism: Spirometra erinaceieuropaei
Lineage: Eukaryota; Metazoa; Platyhelminthes; Cestoda; Diphyllobothriidea; Diphyllobothriidae
Source: the annotation of a GenBank genome assembly